AUGACAACAAUUCCACCGGGCUGGGCAUUAUACCAGACCUACCUUGCCGGUGAAUUGGUUUAUGACACCUUCAUGUCCAAAAUUCAUCGACAACCGGUAAAGCCAAUGAGUGUUGGAUUUUUAGAUGUCGACACUUGUAUUGCUUUGGAGCAGCUUGCCAAUAUCCUGGCCAUUGCUUACUUCAAUCCUGUUCAUCUCAAAAUUGACAUGGUUAGAUAUAAUGAAUCUCUGGAAAAAUAUGAAUCCGGACGAAGCGAGAAACGAGAGCAAACUCUUUUAGACAAAUUCCCUCCUGCAGAACAGGUUGUCCUAAGAACACCGAGUGUCAUCAUUGAUUCCGGAGGCAGAAUAAUUGUCUGGUAUUUGCCCGGAGCCAUGACUGGCAUGAUAAUGACAGACAUGCAAUGCGCCACGAAUUUCAUAGGACAUCUGUUGAACGAUAGCAUCACCACCAGGAAGGCUACUGAAUGGAGGACCCAUGAGUCCAAUUUCUAUCCAAGUCUGGAUGGGAAGAUCACACCCGGUUGCAUAAAUAUAUCACCCGCCUGGUUUCAGCAAGGCAGAGAGGUAUCCGCUGCAUUGAAAGGUGAUGCUGGUCGCAAUAUCACAACCUCCCUUCAAAGGUCCGGUAAUCGCUUCUUGGUUCCGUACCAAGUGGCACCCCGACUAAGACCCCGAAAAACUGUCCAAAACAGCUAG
Messenger RNA from Suillus discolor, 699 nucleotides. RefSeq lists its product as uncharacterized. The transcript has 4 exons. The record is from RefSeq and is a predicted model, not a curated record. Bases 1 to 699 code for a protein of 232 amino acids. NCBI's taxonomy places the organism in Eukaryota, Fungi, Basidiomycota, Agaricomycetes, Boletales, Suillaceae.